This is a messenger RNA of Aspergillus ruber CBS 135680, 638 nucleotides long. Its product is annotated as 40S ribosomal protein uS4. NCBI's taxonomy places the organism in Eukaryota, Fungi, Ascomycota, Eurotiomycetes, Eurotiales, Aspergillaceae. Bases 132 to 566 code for a protein of 144 amino acids. Gene Ontology annotation, biological process: translation; positive regulation of translational fidelity. Gene Ontology annotation, molecular function: rRNA binding; structural constituent of ribosome. Gene Ontology annotation, cellular component: cytosolic small ribosomal subunit. The record is from RefSeq and is a predicted model, not a curated record. The transcript has a single exon.
CGGAACUGAAGACUGUCGGCGAGUACGGCCUGCGCAACAAGCGUGAGGUGUGGCGUGUCCAGCUUACCCUGUCCAAGAUCCGUCGUGCUGCUCGGUAUGCGAUCCCAGUUAUCCGAUAAGGAAAUCAUCCAAUGAAACUAACUCACUUCCAUAGUGAGCUUCUCACCCUCGACGAGAAGGACCCCAAGCGUCUGUUCGAAGGAAAUGCCUUGAUUCGCCGUCUGGUCCGUAUUGGUGUGCUUGACGAGUCGCGCAUGAAGCUCGAUUACGUUCUUGCCCUCCGCAUUGAGGACUUCUUGGAGCGCCGUCUCCAGACCUGUGUCUACAAGCUCGGUCUCGCCAAGUCCAUCCACCACGCCCGUGUCUUGAUCAAGCAGCGUCACAUUCGUGUCGGCAAGCAGAUCGUCAACGUUCCCUCCUACAUGGUUCGCCUUGACUCCCAGAAGCACAUCGACUUCGCCCUUACCUCGCCCUACGGUGGUGGCCGCCCUGGCCGUGUCCAGCGCAAGAAGGCCCGCGCUGCUGAGGGUGGUGGUGAAGACGGUGGUGAGGAGGACGAGGAGUAGAUUAUUAAAACUAGGAGUAUGGACGGGUUUUAAUUUAGAUAUUCAAAAAACGGGGUUCCAUUGUGACUGCAG